GAGAGUUUUUACAUUAUUCAUCCUUAGAAAAUGGCAGCCUGCGGUCGUUCUGUAGGUUGCCGACUGCAAUGUUUAAUCGAGCGUUCUAAUCAAUUGAAGUCUGUUUGUGUACAAUCUGUAAGGUACAGAUGGAAACCACCUGAUAGGGAUCUCGAAGUUUUGCCAUCUUUUUCCGAAAGACUUUCAGAAUUCAAGGCAAACCAUGAGGUCCCCCCAGCAAGUACUGGCAUCAACGUUGGCUUCCCGUUCACCAGCAGCACUAAUCGGAAGACGUCCUUGCAAAAACUACAACAGUGGACCAAGACAAAAGCUGGAAAGGAGAAGGCCGCCCGCCACAGACAGUUGAAAAUAGAUUUGGAGGAAGUGCACAGAGAGUGGAGCGUAGAAUCCAGGCCCAGGCAUGUCUGCAAGGUUGCUCAACACUACGGCCUCUACCAAGACAUGUUUGAUGGGGCUCAUUUCUACCCCGUCGUUCCUCUCGACGUUUGGUUUGACUACGAUGAGGAGUUUGUCACCCCGGUGCGCUACGGGAAUGUCAUUCCUGCCAGAGAGGCUGAAGUGCAACCAUGUGCUGAGUUUGAGGCGGAGGAGGACAGCUUGUGGACACUUGUGAUGUCUAGUCCCGACGGCAACCUGGAGCAGAAUGACAGGGAGUUGCUUCACUGGAUGGUAGGAAACAUCCCCGGUGGCGACGUGGAAAAGGGUGAGACUCUGUGCAAGUACCUGCAGCCGUUCCCGGUGAAAGGGGCGGGAUUCUUGCGCUACGUGUUUGUCCUCUACAAACAGCAGCGGCCCCUAGAUCUCGACAGCCUCAGGAGGUCCUCGGAUGGUUACUCUUUGCGAGAAAGAUCGUUCAGCACCCUCGACUUUUAUCGCAAGUUUGAGGACAGCCUCACUCCGGCUGGGCUUGCUUUCUUCCAGAGUCAAUGGGACAGUUCUGUAAGGUCUACCUUCCACAACAUUCUAGACAUGCCAGAGCCCAAGUUUGAGUUCAUUCACCCCCCAGCCUACGUUCCAGAACAACUGGAAGUGCCACACAGACGAGCCUUCAACAUGUACUUGGAUCGUUACCGCGAUGUGAAAGAUCUACAGGAAGAAGUUCUCAGGUACAAAUUGAAGGACAAAGACCCGACAAAGCCGCCUCCGCCCCAGCCCAAGUUCAACAACAUCGACCUACUUCCCUCGACGACUUCCUCCUGGCUGAGGGGCAAAGUGCAGCACAUGCGCAUAGGAAAGUUCCACUGGAAGUCUGUGUAUGAAGAGCCCAAAGAAUGAGAGUGAUAAAAGAGAGAACGGUGGCAUCGUGUAUGAGAGUUUGUUGUAGUGAUGAGUAGGAGUGGAUUAUUCUGUGAACUAUUUGACUGGUGAAUGAGAAAUUGGGACAUUAACCCCUUCACUGCCGACUAUAAGCUACAUAGCUGUGCCGGGGAAAAUUGUUCCAAUUACUUCAAGCGUCACAUUGAGCCCCUGACUCAGAAACUCAAUUGAAAUCAUUAUCAUCACUGUUACAGUCAUUCAUAUUUUCGUCUAGAACUUCUGCAGCUAAAUAGGAAGGUUGAUAUACUGGUCUGUUGGAAGCCAUUGCGAAAAGAAAACCCCCCCCCCCCAAAAGCAGAACUCAGAACGUCACCUCUUCACUUCAUCAAAACAAAGAAAAUGACGUUCAGAUCCACGGGAGACUACUGCAAUAUCAAUGAGGAUUAGUUGUGACACAGUUUUGUCCCUUAAAAAGGUGGAAAAUUACACAAAAAAUGACUUCAUCAUAGGCCCGUCGAAUCAACGGGCACAUGGCACAGGGAAGCACUUCUUGGCCCGCUGAUUCAGCCGGGGCAGUGAAGGGGUUAAGAAUGAUGAGUUUCAGAGAUGCACGUGUAUUGUUCUGGAGAACUUGUGUUUUAUUUGACAGUGCCACUUCAAAUGCUUUUGUUUGAAAGCCUAAGUUGUUUGUGUUUUUGUAUUGAAUCCCAAAUCAUUAACUGCAGUGUUUGAUAGCUAAAUGUCAAGGUGAAUGUUUUCACGGUUUCAUUGCCUUUGAAGAAAUACUACUUUCAUUUGUUCAAAAAGAAGUGCUUUUGCAGCCUCUCGCAGUGCUCAUGAGGCCAAAAUCAAAAUCAUCUACUGCUAGAUAUGCCUGCUGUACUGGGUCAUGCCAUCUUUUCAACCUGCUAACUUCAUAGCUUCAUGUGUGUCUCUUCCUGGAAAAAAAGCUUAAUAAACUGUUGUAUGAAAUGUUUUCAAAAGUU
Aplysia californica (California sea hare) is the source of this 2243-nucleotide messenger RNA. Its product is annotated as 39S ribosomal protein L38, mitochondrial. The record is from RefSeq and is a predicted model, not a curated record. The coding region runs from base 31 to 1275 and encodes 414 amino acids. The transcript has 8 exons. NCBI's taxonomy places the organism in Eukaryota, Metazoa, Mollusca, Gastropoda, Aplysiida, Aplysiidae. Gene Ontology annotation, cellular component: mitochondrial large ribosomal subunit.